CCCCGAUCAAGACGAAAGGAAAUGGCUUAGCAGCUUUUCUACGGAUGGGACAAAUGUGAUUGUUGCGUCGCUCUGCUACUUAAGCAUCUUUACAACGGUGCGAUCCGGGUGCGGUGAGAACCAAUUUCAAGCAUGGCUUGUCGCCGUUCUCCAAAAUAUAGGGCGCGGCAAACCUUCCCAGAACUAGAUUUAAUUUCAUUCAAAGUAUCAAAGUUGACCAAAAGAAAGUACAGGAGGUGCAUGGCUGUCGUCUGGCCCGGCAGUAGGAGCUGCUGUCAAGUCUAUCUUUUCGGCACAAUUUUCGCCAGCUUCCUAGGCUUUUUAGUUCCGGCUCCCCUUCUCCCAGAUAACUUCUUCAACCCUGCAUUAUUUAGCUCAGUGCAUUCGAAUAAGGCUUGGUUUUCGGGGCCAACCCCUGCGACACCGUUCUGCCGUACAUGCCGUUGCCUGAGACUGGGAAGGUUCAUCUUCCUCCCCGCCUUCGAGGGCUUACCUCCACUGGAAGACAAACCGUUUCGGUUUCUGCUGACGCCGUCGAAAGGUUCCAAUAAAUCAUGAACACCCGUGUUUUUUCAUGAGAAUUCACUCUUUUGGAGUGUGUGAAUCGUGGGGAAGCCGUGAAUGCGGCCCGUCAACGAGAAUGGAGAAUCUUGAGCCACGCGCGUCCACAGCUACUCAUCUAGUCUUGGCAGAGGGGGUGCGUUCCUGAGGCGGUUCAUUUUUCGCUGAACUGUCGCGUUCCCUUGCUCUUUUCCGGAUAUGUUUGAAGUGGGAAACCGAGCCCGUUUCUGCAAAGAACCCAGCGGGAAAAAAGAAUGUCUCGAUCAACAUGGGUGCAGGGUCACCCCGGCCCCUAGCUAAUUCCGUUGAGCCGGGGCCCGGCCUUCUGGACCUCCUUGAGGAGGGGUUCCAUCCGCUUUUUUUUCGCUUCUUCUACGUCAACGAACUUCCAAAUCUUCGACUUGUUUGCAAGGCGUUCACAAGAUGUCUAGGACCGGAGCAGGCCGCCGCGGCGCUCCGCCAAAUGAGAGGUCUUGCCUUUCCAGCUCAGUGGCCAGGCGGGACCAGCCGUUCGGUAGAACCCUCCACGUUGUCCUCACGUCUUCAGCGAACUGGCAAAGAGUGGAAACCCCCCGUCCGAUCCAGUGACACAUCGCAUGCGUCUUCUUUGGGGUCAGGAGCAGAGUUGUGUCCACCUGCCUCGGCGGGGGCAGCCGCCAGGUUUUCGGCAAACUACAGAGGAGAGCAUUUACCGGAGGUAGCGCCGCCCGGAGACUUCAACUUGCUCAGCCACUUUGUAAAUCUCAGACCACCACCUACUCAGCUCUCAGAGUUGUCACUGUACUGGGACCAGAGCGUGCACGCAGCAGAAGUCUUGCUGCCGCUCUUCAACAAGCUUCUAAUGGUGUCGGAAUCCAUCCAGACUCUGUCUGUGCAGACGCGGACAGCCGCCUGGUCAGCCCCCGCAGAUAUACAGUGGCUCUCCAUGGUUUUUCCCCGCGUAAAGCGACUCCGAAUUCACCACAGUUUCCUCCGCCGAGCUGGGCCGAAUGAUACUUUUUACGGAGACUUGGCUUUCCCACCGGGUCCGUAUCGGCGCCCAUUCUACCUGCAGCGGGGGGAGCUUGGACGGACGCUGCAGCCCCGCCCUCAGCUUCUCUCCAGGUGCGUUUUCCCUGCUUGUGAGGACCUAGAGUACUUCGAACUAUGUGAAAACGAAAGGACACAGGGCGUCGAACUCGUGCCUUUUAUUCGUGGUCGGGAACUCCAUACGCUCAUUCACCUCUUUUCGGUAAUGGCUCCCGCUGUCAGGAGAGCCACGGUCACACUUUGCUGCUUCAAAGCGUUGCCAUUCGCAGUACAGGGAAUCCUAGAUAGCAUGGCGCAUGAGCAGACGGACGCAACCUCACGGAAUAUCUCCACUUCGUCACAGUCCAGAAGCUUCUGCAGGGCUUCAGAGGACUCAGCAUUUCCUGGCAGCUCUCUUGAAGAACUUCAGGUGAUUCAGAGCCUUCCAGCAUGUUUUGUGGAGGAUGAUGAUGUGGAAGAUACCGAACUCGAAGCGGCCUUCCCAGGCGUACGUACAGCGGGCCACAGAGGGUCGUCGGGGGAUACGGCGCGCGAUCGGCAGUUCCGGAAAGUUCUACGGAACUUGAAAAUACUUCGUCUGGUUGUCCAAGACGACGACAUGAAAGACGUUUUCGACUUCGCCGUCUUGCCGAUCUUACGACACCUCUGUCCCGCGGUCCAGCCCGUCUAUGAGGGUACGGCGACUUUGCCGCUGGAGGUUGCUGGGCGGGCACUUCAUCUUCGCAUUCCCUCAGGCCAGCACUCCCUUUUAACUAAGAGAAGCCAUGUCAACCGAAGGGAUCGGUACGGCAGGAACCGCUACCCGGGGAGAGGCGGCCCGCUUGCUGACGCGAGUCAGGAAUAUCUAGGAAGUUUCGAUGCAAACGUCGAUGGCGUCUCUGCUGGCGUAGUUGAAAUGCUACGUGAUUGGGUGACACGGCCAGAAUGGAUGGAGAUUGGCGUGUGGAAACAUAUUCUAGAGCGCCCACCGCGCUUACACUUUGCCAGUAGCUGGUGGCACGCCAACGUAGUUGCUGCAUGCGCUGAGGCACUCGGUUUUGCCGAUGUAGGACGCGAUACCGGAAGCGAGAGCCAGCUACACUGUAGUGCAUCCUGUAGCAGUCAGAGGCCUGCGACUGGCCAUCGGCGAGCCAAUCUGCGAAACGCAGAGCCGUCCGCCCCUUGCGAAGAAGCUAACUUCCUGCCUCCGCAAAAGCGAAACCUACACACCUUUGUGUUGCCGACAGUCACAGUCCACCGCAUGUUGUGGGAUUACGAUGCACGUGCAUUCGAAGCUCUUGUUGCAGCCGUACCGCACUUUGUAUUGGCGAUUGACUCGCAUAGUGCAGCACUGCUGUCUCGGUGGCCGGGACCUGUACCGAAUCUGCUAGGCCUGCAGAUUGAUCUGUGCAAGUGGGGAAAGAUUCGCCUCUGUCGACAGCAUAUCACUGCGGCGAAGACGCAUGCACGCCACACACGGUUUCUCCGCCUUUUAGACUCCAACCGCCUCGAGUAUAAACCCGUCGACUCCGCCACAAAAGAAGCUGUGGACUCGUUCGUUAACGACCUGCUCACUGUCUGCCCACAUACACAAGUCAUUGAGUACCGCAGAGUUUCUGUCGAGUACACCUGGCAGAUGGAGGGGGGGGUGUCGGGAGACACACCGCCGUUCUCUGUUGACAAACUCUGCAGCAAGGGUUUCCACGUCAAGAAGACCCUUCACGUACCUUCCUGUGGAGGGAAUCUCCUGCCCAGUAGUUGUAACGCCUCCAUAAUCAGCAUUUUGUUUGUACGGAGGAAGCCAAGCGUUUAACUGAACGUCAAAAGGUCGGCACUUGGAGGCAUCCCAAAAGCGGCCUCCGCACGGUGACCUCCACUAACCGUGUCACUUCUCUUCACGACAAUAACUGGAAAUGCUCUACACCAGCUCCUAGACGCAAGGAUUUUCGAUUUCAAGUUUGGCAAGUGACCCGUGGAGGAACGAGACGUUAGAGCUCGUUCGGGAUUCGCCUUCUUCCUCCGUUCCGCCGCCCUGUCUACUUCAGGUGAGGGCAGAACGCGGGGUGAACGAAGCAGCAGAGCGCAUUUCUGUCGGAUUGUGGUUGCGAUCGUUUAAAGUAUGUCCGAACAGCCUCACGCGUGUUGCUCUCUGCCGAUGAUGUAGAUCUCGUUGCGAAUGACCGCUCCCAAAUCAGAGCCGUUUAUGAUCGCGGGAACACGGAAGGGAAUCUCGUGGAUGCCAUUCAAGCCGUUCGCUUCUGUAUCGCACCUAUCGUUCGAGGUGUUCCACCUAGAAAUCGCAUGGUUGCCUGACAUUGAGCUGCUGUUUUAAUGCCGAAGAUAGAGCGCGGGAUUGGAUACCUAGCGAAAUGCGCUCUUUGAAACAUGAGUAGCGUGCGGCCCCUGAGCUAAUUGAAUUCGAUGGCUGUUUAAACAUUUGGGAUCAAAUCGAAGAUGGAAGUUAGACACUCUGCAUGAUUAUAGGAAGUGAUACACCACGCUUCCCUUGUGAUCGCUGCUGUCACGUCUGCUAAUCAUCACGUCGAAAACUACCUUUUCCCGAGCACGAACGUAAUUCCGCUUGAUUUCUUUGCUGUCAAAAAACUGCGUUCUGUGGCGGACCACCGG
Messenger RNA from Toxoplasma gondii ME49, 4197 nucleotides. RefSeq lists its product as hypothetical. The record is from RefSeq and is a predicted model, not a curated record. The transcript has a single exon. Lineage: Eukaryota; Apicomplexa; Conoidasida; Eucoccidiorida; Sarcocystidae. Bases 830 to 3382 code for a protein of 850 amino acids.